UGCAUUUCGAGGACGCACGCCGAGUGGAGAGUACCGUCGCGGAUCAACGUCAUGGGACGGACACCGAUUGCACCAUCCCCAUGCAAACAUCACCGAAACGAGUUAUACGCCUGCCGGCGAAACUUCGUGAUUACGGGGAUGAUAAUGUACCAACAAGAAAAAAACGCUGCAACGCUCCUGCAUCUGCAAGCUAUGGGAGUUUUCCUGAUUUCUCGUUGGAGGAGUUGGCGCGGCAUACCAUGCCUCCUCAGAAUGCUGAUGACGUCCAGGAGGAUUCCCACAUGCGUGGAUGUAAUGAAGUAUCCGUUCAAACGGAGGGUAUCAAAUGCU
This is a messenger RNA of Dicrocoelium dendriticum, 330 nucleotides long. NCBI's taxonomy places the organism in Eukaryota, Metazoa, Platyhelminthes, Trematoda, Plagiorchiida, Dicrocoeliidae. The record is from the annotation of a GenBank genome assembly.